GAUGAGGAGUGCUUUAAAUGGGCAAUUAUAGCUGCCAUACAUCACGAAGAGAUAGGUAUAAACCAUAUCGAUACAACUGGCAGGGCAUUGAGUUCCCCACAUCCAUUAAAAACAUCAUCAAAUUUGAAAGAAACAAUCCCGACAUUGCCGUGAACGUCUUGUAUGCAAGAGGGAAGAGCUUUAAUAUCCUGCGGCGAUCUACAUAUAAUGAGCGUGAGAAGCAGGCUAAUUUGCUACUAAUCACCGAUGAGAAGAGGAACCAUUACGUAGCCAUCAAAAAUCUCUCACGGCUAUUAGGUAGCGAGAUAUCGAAGUAUCAUGGGAAAAUGCAUUUCUGUCUAAAUUGUCUGCAGGGAUUUCAAACGGUGGAAUCAAGAGACAAUCAUUAUACCUACUGCAAAGACAACGAGACGGUAAAGAUCACGAUGCCAAGCGAGAAGGAAAAAUGGCUAUGCUACCAGGAUGGUCAGCAACAAUUCAAAGUCCCAUUCGUCAUCUAUGCAGACUUUGAAAGCUUGUCGAUACCUAUGAAAGAAAAUGCUCGGGAUACAAAAACUAAGAACCUAAACAAACAUGAACCAUGCGGUUGGUGUACGUAUUCCACUUUUGCAUAUGGAGAAGUGCCGCACCCGUUAACAGUAUAUAGAAACGAUGACUGCGUACCCCGCUUUGUCAACCACCUGGAAGAUGAGAAGCCUAUGAUGGAACUAACUGAGAUGCAGAAGAAUUCAUAUGAUUCUGCUGAAACAUGUCACAUAUGUAUGAAGCCGUUCAACGAUGAUCCGAAGAAUCGCAAAAUAAGAGACCACUGUCACUAUACAGGGCUGUAUCGAGGAGCAGCACACAACACCUAAUCACGUACCCGUAAUAUUCCACAAUUUAAGUGGCUAUGAUGCACACUUAUUCAUCCGUGAAUUAGGCGAAAAAUAUGAAACCCAGGAUAUAGGUUGCAUCGCGGAGAAUACGGAAAAAUAUAUCUCCUUCAACGUAAAUAUCAAAGUACCUAUUGCAGGUAUUGGGUAUGGUGAUGGUGAAACGUAUAAAAAGAUUGAAAUACGAUUCAUAGACAGCUGUCGAUUUAUGGCUUCAUCAUUAAAAAAAUUGGCAAGCAACCUCGAUGAUGCCCAAUGCAAACAUCUCCGUUGGUAUUUCACUGAUGAUGAUAUCUUUAAGCUCAUGCAAAGGAAGGGUGUAUAUC
Molecule: messenger RNA, 1198 nt
Organism: Hydractinia symbiolongicarpus
Lineage: Eukaryota; Metazoa; Cnidaria; Hydrozoa; Anthoathecata; Hydractiniidae
Exons: 2
Coding region: 18-854 (278 amino acids)
Source: RefSeq, a predicted model, not a curated record